AGCACAAAGUUUCUUUCCUUCGUCUUAAAAGUUUUUGAUAGUUUUUCUUCUAUUGUUACUUCAACUGUGCGGUUUUUUGACUUCAUCCAUGUUGAAAUGGAAUAUGAGGAGUUCCCUAGAGAGAGGCUAUCAAUGGUUUGAGCUGCUGUGAUUGCUCCUCCCGCGGAUGAAGAUGGACCCCCCCGCCGUGUGCGUCCUCCAGACCCUGCUGGCGCUGAUGAUCUUGCCCCCUGCUGUCUCCGUCUCCUGCCCCUGGCCCUGUUCCUGCCCCCAGCCCACUGAGCUCCACUGCACCUUCCGCUCCCUUAUCACCAUCCCAGCCACUGUAUCUAAAUAUGUGGAACGCAUGAACCUGGGGUUCAACAGCAUUAAUGAAAUCUCAGAGAAAUCACUGGCUGGUCUGAGGAAGCUCGAGCUUCUGAUGGUUCAUGGAAAUGACAUCCACACUCUACCUGAUGGAGUGUUCAGGGACCUCAUGUCACUGCAGAUGUUGAAGAUUAGUUACAACAAGCUGAAGGAGAUCAACAGACAUACCCUUCAGGGUCUGUGGUCUUUGGCCCGGUUACACCUGGAUCACAAUCGAUUAGAGUUCAUCCAUCCAGAUGCCUUCCAGGGCCUCACCUCCCUGCGACUGCUGCAGCUGGAAGGCAACCAACUUCAGCAGCUGCACCCAGCAACGUUCACCACCUUCACUCUAAUGAGCCACUUCCACAUUUCCACUCUAAGGCACCUCUACCUUUCAGACAAUGGACUGACGUCACUGCCCUCCGGGCUGGUGGCAACCAUGCCUCAGCUGGAGAAUCUGUAUCUCCAUGGGAACCCAUGGAGCUGUGACUGCAACAUGAGGUGGCUCAAUGUCUGGGAUAAAACCUCACCAGGUGUAUUGAAAUGUAAAAAGGACAGGGCCCUUCCUGGUGGACAGCUGUGUCCUAUGUGUUCCUCUCCCAGGCACCUCCAGAAGAAAGAGCUCCAGGCUUUGGAGAACCUGGUCUGCAGCAGCCCCGUCAUCAGCUCUCCUCAGAGGACUUCUCAACCUGAGGACACUGAAAGUGAGGUCAUGACCACAGACAACUUCAGGGAACCAUUUGGAAGCAUCUCCCUGGGCCUGUCUGAUGAACAUGGGAAUGAGGUGGAUCUGGAGUGUAGUAUUGGCGAGCCAAGAGAGAUUACCAAGAUCAAUUGGGAGCAGGUCAACCAGCUCCAGCUGGCCUCCAACAUCACUUUGUCAGUGGAUCUCGAAUGUCCUGUUGAUAGAGAAAAGUAUGAACGACUUUGGAGGCUAAUUGCUUACUACAGCAAUGUGCCAGCCCACUUACAAAGGGAGAUUAUGCUCAACAAAGAGCCUCAUCCAACCUAUGUGUAUAGACAGGACUCUGAGAAGGAUGCCCUUUACUACACUGGUGUUAAAGUUAACGUCAUGGCCCAGCCAGCAUGGCUGAUGCAGACAUCUGCAGACCUUCAGCUGAACAGACUUCAAUCAUCAGCCAAGAUGGUAAAAUUGAUCCUGAGCACGGACCUCUCAGAGACAGUGGAGGCGGACCUGGUACAGAGGCAGAAAAGGACAUGGGUCCUGAUUGAGUCAACAAACACAACUCAUAAAGUGCUGAGUGCUAUCCUGGGAAGCCCAAGUCAAAUUUACUGUAACGUGCACAGUUCUGGCCAACCAGUAAUUCAAUGGAUGCUGCCAGACGGCUCCAAAGUGGAGGCACCAUACAGAAGUCCAGACAACAGGGUGUCUGUGUCCAGUGAUGGAAGGCUGGUCAUUAAAUCCGUCAGCCACACAGACACAGGAAUUUACUACUGCAUUGCCAAGGUUCAUGGAGACCUGGCUGUCCUGCCAUUCCAUCUGACAGUACAGGAAUCUUCCAGCCCUCCCCCAGGAGAGGAUGCCUCAAUAACACCCACUGAGGGAUUUUCAGGGAAUCCCAUUUCCCUGCCUUGCACAGCAUCUGGCUCCCCUGAUGCUGAAAUUAACUGGAUUCUACCAAACAACGACAUAGUUAGUUUCCAUGCCAAAUCCUCCAGAGCUUUGGUCUAUUCCAACGGCACUCUACAUAUCCCACAGACUCAGUUAUUUGACAGUGGUUAUUAUAAAUGCAUUGCCAUGAAUCAACAUGGUGUGGACACACUUGCUGCAAAAAUCUCUGUCAUCAGGCGCAAAGGGUUCGUAAGGCCUCUGAGGAAGUUUCUAGAAAGACCUCAGUCAGCCUCAGGGGUCAACACUCAGAUUAAUGUCCUCACAGAGGAUCCAGAGGAGGCAUCAGGCGACACUGAAGUAACUCAGGAGGUUUCUCCAAUGAACCGGAAGGAUCCUUUGAGGAGAAGAAAUCCAGGAGUUGUGGCCCCAGGAAGGAGGGGUCUCCAUCCAUCGAGGAAUAUGUGGCGGAGGCCACCAGUGAUUCGAAAACCAACAAGUCCUGAAGACAGGAAGAAUAUAGUUGAGAGCAGGAGGAGGAUUAAUAUGACAAAGAGUAAAAUAGACCCAGAGAAAUGGGCUGAUAUUUUGGCCAAGAUUAGAGAUAGAAAUGCUCAGAAUACUGUGACACCACUCCUGGUUCAGCACACUACGGAGAGGAGACUGACAGAGCAGACAACACAGUCACAAGAAACUAUUGAAGGAUCAUCGGAUGGCGUGACUGGGCAGGAGAAAGAGAACCAGGAUUACCUAACAACACCACACACUCCAGUACCACAUACACAAAUGAAAACUAAUAAACAAAAUACACAAGGCCAGGGAACCCAUGUGACAUCUAAUCAUUACAAUGCACAUAAUACACAUGAUAUGACAUCAAACAGUCAGCACACACACAUCAUACACGCUACAUCAGAGCCACACACAAUGCAGACUACAAACAAUGUAAGGUACACAACCCCUGAUACAAACGGGGAUCUAUACAUAACUUCAAGCAGUGUAUUUUUCCUCCCACAGACCACAUCUGUUCCACUACAUGCUGUCACUUACUGGCAGGCAAACACAAACAGUGCAAGUAGCAGCAGUACAUUUUCUCUACAAAAGAACCAUAGCACAAAUAAAGAUGUUGAUGGAGUCAAAACAAUUGAUUGGUCCAAGGCAUUGAAGAAGAGCAGCAAAACAGAUAGACCGAAUACUGUUGCAAUCUCUAAUAAUGACAGAAAGCUUUCCUCGAACGGAAGUCAAAUUAUCCUUUCAGUCAACCCAAAUGAAUCAGAGACAAGCCAAGAAGAAAAUGGAAAAUAUCAUAGUGAGACUGCAACAACAUCACAGCUGCAUACCCAGCCAAAGGACACAAUUGAUGACUUGGAUUCUAAAACAAUGAUCACAACAGCAUCUCCAGCAACUACACUUGUGCCCACCACUACAAGGAGGAGACCUGAAAUGCAAUUGCCCCCGUUUGUCCGACAGCCUAACUCCAGGAGAAAGAAUGGGGAUCGGAGGAAAAGACCAAACAGAAAGAAACAAAAGCUGAAUGACACCACCCCGUUUAUUGCCACCACACCUGCAAAUGCUCUGCUAGCAAGCGUCAAGACCACUGCCUCUACACAGCUAAAAAUAGAACCAUUAGAAGUUACAACAGCCAAAUACAAUACCACUGUGCCUUUCACCAGUAGCCAAGCAGCGUCAUUAGGCAGACUGAGUCAUAAAGAAAGCACAGUCUCCAGGCAUUAUAACAAGGCAGCCACCAAACCCUCUUCACUACCAACUUCUCCCCCCAAAUCUAAGGACAGCCUUCUACCCCCAGCCAAACCACUGUUCAAAAGCACAUCCGUGGCACCAUCAUUCCCAACUGCCUCUACAGGAGUGGGUCAAGGAAAGAUGAGUCCUCAAACAGCCUUAAGAAUCUCAGAGAAUGCGUCUCCUCGGGAGUACUUGGAUAUGCUCACGUCAACCACUCAGCAGAGGUUUAUGGGCAGCCCUAUUCCAACUCCUUCUACUACAGGAGACCGUGGACCUGUGCCAUGUUCUGACAAUUCCUCUGGGUGUUUUCACACUGCAACAGUGCAAACAGAUGUCAAGGUCAAUCAAUCAGACUAUCAAUACACACCAACUGAAAAGGGUGGAGAGAUGCUUGUGAAAGAAACUGGGAUGCAUUUUUCACUGCUGCCGUCCCUAUCUGCCUCAGCUACUACAUUGAUCGAGCAUGAAAUCAAGACAAGUUCUGGAUAUGCUUCAGGUGGCAGUAUGCAUUUUGAGGGUGAUUCAGAGACAGAACAGGUUACCACAAAGAAAUCUACACAACUUGAAAGAUAUAAUCAUAGUUCUAGUCAAAAUAACACCACAAGCAGUGAGUCAGAGGUAGAUUGGAAUCUUAAAGAAACUGUAAACACAGGAGUUAUUGUUGAUGCUCCUAUCACAAUUACCACCAUAACAACACCUCCACCUGGUACAUCAUCAAGGCCUGAUCCUGUGAUCCCAUCAAGAGAAGUGCCACAUGUCACACUACCCAAAACGUCCUCCACAGGAGCUAAAAUGGGACCUUUGCUGAAGUACACUACCCAGGAGGCUCCUAGGAUCACAGUCAACCAUGGUCAAGAACAAAUCAAACCUAUAAUGACCACAUCAGAGUCUAGGAGAAUUUCAGACCACCAUCCUGCAACCCAGUCACCUGACCAUAAACUGACUUCCCCUGCCUUAGAAUUGACCAGUGGGCAGACAAUCAAGCCGAUGGCCAAUCCUGCCCCAACAAUUACUGCAAUCCAAACUAAUCCAUUCAGAGAGAGACUACUAACAUCUAUUCCAGAUUUGUCCAGAAUGCACCAGCUACCUGGACAAGGAUCUGUUCCAAGAGGGAAGCCAAAGAUAAUUGAGAAGAAUUUCCAAACUGUCACAGUGAAAGUUGAAACAGAUGCUCAGCUUCCCUGUGAGGCUAAGGGAGAGCCAGAGCCCUUUCUGUCAUGGACUAAAGUUGCUAGUGGGGCAAGUAUUGCUCAGAACACCAGGGUUCAGAGGUUUGAGGUCCAUACAAAUGGUACAUUAAUCAUCAGAAACACACAGCACAUGGACGGGGGCCAGUACCUGUGUAUGGUCCAGAACCAGUAUGGUACAGACAAAAUGGUGGUCAACCUAGUGGUCAUGUCUCAGCAUCCGCGGCUGCUGCAGCCUCGGAACACAGACAUCACAGUGCAUCUAGGAGAAAAAGUGGAUUUGGAGUGUAAAGUUGAGGGGCACCCUAUGCCUAGAGUCACAUGGGUGCUCCCUAACCAUGUCCACAUGGCUGCUACCCCAUUUGCUGUGCCCCUUCAGCAGCGUGUGGCUGUCUUGAGUAAUGGAACCCUUCGGAUCAGACAGGCCAGUUACACGGACAGAGGAAUCUAUAAGUGCAUUGGCAGCAGUGCAGCUGGAACUGACACUGCCUCAGUCCAUCUUUAUGUUUCAGCAUUGCCACCUGUGAUUCAACAAACACAAAAUGAAAACACCACCCUCCCAGAGGGCAGCCCCGCCUACAUCCACUGCACCGCCACAGGUGCCCCUCAGCCUAUCAUCCGCUGGAUCACACCUGAUGGCGUACAGCUCACUGCUUCCCAGUUUUUUACUGGAAACAAUAUUAUUGUCUUCCCCAAUGGGACCCUCUACAUACGGGGAUUGGGCCAGGGAAAUGCUGGGAGAUACGAGUGCUCAGCCAGUAACGUAGUGGCAACCAGCAGGAGAACGGUGAUCUUGACCACAAGGAGGUAUCCGUCCUCUUCCAAGGCCAGUAUCACCUCAUCAUCCCCCAAGAGAAAAGAUGUGAUAUACGGGAGUAGGCUGCUUCUCAACUGUGUGGCAUCCGGAGAGCCAGAUCCCUGGAUCAUCUGGCGGACACCCUCUAAAAAGCUGGUGGAUGCUCAGUACAGUUUUGACCCCAGGAUCAAGGUCUUCCCUAAUGGCACUAUAACCGUUCAUUCUGUGACCGACAAGGACAGUGGUGACUACUUGUGUGUGGCACGUAACAAGAUGGGUGAUGACUAUGUUCUGUUGAGGGUCAACGUGCUGACAAAGCCAGCAAAAAUCGAACAGAAGCAGCAGCGAUCCAGUCAGCAGGUGGUGUAUGGUGGAGACUUUAAGGUGGAUUGUGUGGCCUCUGGGCUCCCCGACCCUGAGAUUAGCUGGGCACUCCCAGAUGGCACCAUGGUGAACCCAGUCAAACAGAGAGACCGUGUCAGUGGAGGACGUAGUCGCAGGUAUCUGGUGUUCGACAAUGGUACGCUGUAUUUCAACGAUGUUGGCAUGCCAGAAGAAGGUGACUACACCUGCUACGCUGAGAACCAACAUGGCAAAGAUGAGAUGAAGGUCAGAGUCAAGGUCAAGAUUGCAACAUUCCCACCAAAAAUCCAAGAUAAAGAUCGAAAGAUCGUCAGAGUUUUCUACGGUGAGACCAUUACACUGAGAUGUAACGCCAAAGGGGUACCAAUGCCGGUCAUUGUAUGGAUAUCCCCUACAAACAGAGUGAUCUCCCCUGCAUUAGACAAAUACCAGGUCCUGGACAAUGGGACACUGGUGGUUCAAAAGGUCCAACGUUUUGAUGGAGGUAACUACACCUGCAUGGCCAGCAACAGUGCGGGACAAGACCAUAAAGUCAUCAUGCUGGAGGUCCUGGUAACACCUCCGAUGAUCAACGGCCUAAGAGAAACUGCCAGUGCUGUCAAGGUAACCGCAGUCCAGGAUCAGCAGAAGCUGGUGGACUGUGUGGCAAAGGGAAUCCCCACCCCUCGCAUCAUGUGGGUUCUACCAGGAAAUGUAAUCCUCCCCGCACCGUACUACAGCAACAGAAUGACAGUUCACCAAAAUGGUACCUUAGAAAUCCGGUCACCCAAGAGGACAGACUCGGGGCAGCUGGCUUGUAUUGCUCGUAAUGAAGGAGGGGAGGUCAGGCUGGUAGUUCAUUUGGAUGUGAAAGAGGUUGUCGAGAGGCCAAAAAUUAGAGGCCCAGAAACAGAUAGCCGGUCACUGACUGUUGGGAAUGCUAUGACUUUGAAUUGCUCCUCUGAGGGCUCAACACCACCUCAUGUCACAUGGAUCCUACCCAACGGCACACCUUUGCUUAGUGGUGCUCGAUUCUCUAAGUUUUUUCAUCAGCCUGAUGGCUCUUUGAUCAUCAAUAACCCAUCUGUUGGUGAAGCUGGUACGUACCGCUGUCUGGGGCGUAAUUCUGGAGGGCUUGUAGAAAGUACAAUCACUUUGUCCCUGGGGAGAAAGCCUGAGAUCAACAACAGAUACAACUCUCCUGUUAGCAUCAUGAAUGGGGAAACACUUUUGCUCCAUUGUCUAACCAAUGGCAAACCCCUCAGACUAACAUGGACGCUACCAAGUGGGGUUGUCCUCAACAGGCCACAGAGAGCUGGACGAUAUUCUAUACUGCCCAAUGGGACGCUUGCAAUCCAACAAGUAUCAGUCUUUGAUCGGGGAUCCUACGUAUGCCGAGCUGCAAAUGAGUAUGGUAGUUCUCUGCUCUCUGUAUCGGUAAUUGUGAUUGCAUACCCACCACGAAUUACCAACGGCCCUCCCUCUGUUACUUAUGCUAAACGUGGAGUUGCUAUUCAGUUGAACUGUAUAGCAACUGGGAUUCCCAGAGUGGAGAUAGCAUGGGAAACACCUGAUAAAACCCGCUUGGCUGUCAGUGCACAGCCACGCCUUUUUGGAAACAAGUACCUCCAUCCGCAAGGUUCCCUCAUUGUCCAGAACCCAACACAAGGAGAUGCUGGCAUCUACCGGUGCACAGCUAGGAAUGCCAUUGGCAUAGACACUAAAGCUACAUUUCUCAAUGUGUUCUAAAGAAUUUCACUGUUCAUCAUGGUCAUUGCCAUACUGUAUGCCCAAGCAACUGCCUAGUUAAAAGCAGCUACUUUCUUAAUGAUCCAAAUGAAAAACCUGCUGUCACCAUGAAUAAAAAAUUAGUUGAUUAAAACCAGUAGUGGUGCUUUGAGUGUGUGCUGUAUAAAGGUCAAAGGUUGAUGGUAUUUUGUGUACCAUAGCUUACCUUUUCCACCAUUUUGUUUAUAAUCCACUUCACUGGGAAAUACUAAUGGGCCUCCCUCCUUUGGUUAUCUUUCGAUCAUUUUGUUGUGCAAUUUACCUUUAGGCUAAUGACUUUUAUAAUCGCUUUGAACAGUACAGUAUAUCACCCUUUACCAAAUGAUUUCCACUUCACUAGUAAUAAUUGAUAACUGGAAAAUGAUUGGUACCUCAGUUACCUGCAAAGGCCAAAAGUAAUAAAGCAAAAUUUAAAUUAAACCUAUGGGCAUAUUUCUAAACUUUAAUUUCAAAUUACUAAGGAAGUGGGGCACACAAGUGUACAACAAGUGUCUCUGUAUUCUUACCAUUCUGGGAAAAAAAAUACCAAUUAAUCAGGGACCAACUUCUGGUCUUCUAUGCCAUAAAUCCGUGGAAUCCUGUGACGACUCAGUAAAUAGUACUUAAAGUGCAUAAUUUGCCACAGAUAAUGUUGAUUUCAUUUUGUUGAGAUAGAAAGUAUUCUGAAAGUACUUAACUCCAACAAUGUUAAAUUCUUAAGGUUAGCAUCAAUUAACAUAAAUUGUUCAGAUAUGUGAAUAUACUUCAUUAUCUCGAGCCUCAUCAAAAUACACUUAUUAGCUAUUAAAAGAGUUAAUUAACACUCAUUGGAAAUCUUGUCUUUGCUGACCUCCAAUGGUUUAACCUCUCAUCUUGCUGCUAUACUGAUCACUGAUGGGUGUGGUCUGCUGUUAAUCGUGUUGCUGAAGAACCAUCUUUAGGUGAAAUGUUAGCAUUCAGAGUUCAUAUGUACAUGUAUCAUAUACAUUUGGUUGCUUAACAUGCUCAAAAAUCAUGGCAAGUUUUUGUAUAGGCCACACCUAUUUGUCAGCUCUCCAUAAGAAAACAGAAUAUAGCAUAGAACAAAUUAAUUAAGUUUGGGGGAGUAAAUCCAAAUAUGUAAUGUAACAACUCCGGUGAAGACUAGAUGAGAUAUGUAGGGGGUUAUAAGAAGUGUAAAGCAGAAUAUGUCAGAAAACCUUGUGUAAGUGAAAAUGGGUGUGGCCUAAUUAGGUAGAUACAUGGUGGGCCAAGGAAUCUGGGGCAAAAAUAAAUUACACAAAUCCUCCUUCUAUGCCAGUUCUGGAGUUAUUAAUGUAAAUACGUGCUUUACAAAUGGCCACAUAAUAGUGCUACAGUAUUAAACUAUUUUAUAACAACCCAUAAAGUAGUAAAAAGUGGAAUCUGCGUAACCCAAACUUAAAAAUUCAUGUUUUGUUUUCUUAUUUUCUUCAACAACUUUGUCCUACACAGCAAGUGGUAAAGUAACAGUUUAUAAAUGAUCUCAGCCUGUGCCUCUAUAAGCUCCACUCAAAGUGUUUCACAUUAAAGCAAUUGAUCCUUUGGCUCUGUAGCAUCCUUAUUUGUACAUGUAGCUCUGCUUUGAUGAUAUAGUACAGUUGCUUCUGACAAUGAAAGAUUAUGUCAAGCUGGAAUGAACUGCAAAGCUUCUCAUUUUCUUACUAGGAAAUAUUUUUUAACUUAAUAACAGAAUUGAUUGAAAAUAUGUUGCUGGCAUGAUUUGAGACAUCUGUUGGUAUCUUUUGCCUUUUAUAAAUGUCGAUCUUAACUAUUUUCUGUGUUUCCAUUAUUGGAGUCAGAUAUUUUAGUAACUUUGUUUCCUGCUCUCAGUGGUGUAAAUUUGUAAAUUAUGUCUUUUAACAGACAGUGAUGCCAAGAAAUUUCCCCAUAGUAUAAUAAAUAAUUUCCACUCCUCUCUACUAAGCUCAGAAAGCUCACAAAACAGAGGGAGGAAAAGCAAAAGACUGGGAAAAAUGAUGACUCAAGAAUUUUUGCCACUGUACUAUAAAUGACAUCCACGAGUGAGAAUAUUUUUUUUUAAAUAACUUGAAUAAAGC
Molecule: messenger RNA, 9825 nt
Organism: Xiphias gladius (swordfish)
Lineage: Eukaryota; Metazoa; Chordata; Actinopteri; Istiophoriformes; Xiphiidae
Gene: mxra5a
Product: matrix-remodelling associated 5a
Exons: 8
Coding region: 167-7729 (2520 amino acids)
Cellular component (GO): extracellular region
Molecular function (GO): protein binding
Source: RefSeq, a predicted model, not a curated record